AUGCUUUGAAGCAUGCAAAAGGAAAAUUUGAUAUUUCCAUGACAUUGUCGGAAGCUGCCUUAGCAGAUAUAAGGUGGUGGCGAGACUCUGUGAGUAGUGCAUACAAUAUUGUUCAGCAUGGAGAGCCAGAUAUUGUUAUUCAUACUGAUGCAUCCAUGCUAGGAUGGGGGGCAGUCAUGGGCACUCUAUCAGCUAAGGGCGGAUGGGGUCCAUCCGAAGCCUCCUAUCAUAUAAACGGACUAGAAAUGCUAGCAGUAUUCUUUGCCCUGAAAGCAUUUCGGGACCAUAUUAUGGGCAAACACGUUAGAGUUAUGAUCGAUAACAUGACAGCUGUAACAACAUUAGCCCACAUGGGCACUAGUCAUUCAAAGGCAUGUAAUAACUUAGCCCGCUGUAUUUGGGACUGGUGUGUUGAGAACAAUGUGUGGCUGUCUACUGCUCACAUCCCAGGAAAGAUGAAUGUAAUGGCUGACUGGCACUCUAGAAAUGUCAAUAAUGGGACUGAAUGGGCAUUAGACCCAAAGAUAUUCAAGGAUGCAUUAAAUAAAUUGAAUGUGAAGCCCACCAUUGAUCUUUUUGCUUCGCGUUUAAAUUACAAACUAAAACCGUUUGUAGCUUACCAACCUGAUCCGGAAGCAUUUGCAAUAGAUGCUUUUAGCUUAUCAUGGCAGUCCUAUUUAUUUUAUGCUUUCCCUCCUUUCAGCCUUAUGGCAACUGUUCUUCAGAAAAUUCAGGAAGAGAAGGCAACAGGUCUAAUAUUGAUUCCCAAGUGGCCAACUCAACCUUGGUGGCCAACUGUUAUGAGAAUGCUAAUUCAAGACCYACUGGAACUUCCCAGGAAAAUAGGGAUGCUCUUCCAACCCAGUCAACCAACUAUAACCCACCCACUACAGGGAAAACUGGUGUUGCUCCUAUGUCAUGUAUCAGGGAACAUUUCAAAGGUCAAGGACUAUCAGAAAAAGCUACCUCAUUGGUCAUGUCAUCAUGGCGAAAUGGCACUAAAAAGCAGUACAGUCCAUACAUUGAUCGAUGGAAAGAGUACUGUCAUAAAAGGAAAAUUGAUCCAUUUUCAGCAUCUGUAGAGGAUGGGGUAAAUUUCCUUGCASAGUUAUAUGACUCAGGCAUGGGAUAUAGUGCAGUUAACACUGCAAGGAGCGCCUUGUCUACCUGCAUACAGACAACUGGGCACAAUAGUUUUGGAAGCCACCCAUUAGUCUGCAGACUACUGAAAGGGGUAUUUGAAUGCAGG
Actinia tenebrosa (Australian red waratah sea anemone) is the source of this 1249-nucleotide messenger RNA. RefSeq lists its product as uncharacterized. Gene Ontology annotation, molecular function: DNA binding. NCBI's taxonomy places the organism in Eukaryota, Metazoa, Cnidaria, Anthozoa, Actiniaria, Actiniidae. Gene Ontology annotation, biological process: DNA integration; DNA recombination. The record is from RefSeq and is a predicted model, not a curated record.